CUUAAUAUUUUUGCACAUAUAAGAUUGCGGCAGGUUAAUAUUUUGUUCUUUUCUAAAUUCUCUGAGGUGCCUCAAUCAACUCCCUUUCAUCAUGACAACCUACACUGAUAAAGGGGAGAAGCUGGAAAAAGGUCAAUUUGUCAGCUUUCACCAUGUGACCUUCUGGGUAGGAAAUGCUAAACAGGCUGCAAUGUAUUACUGCGACAAAUUUGGAUUUGAAUCUGUAGCAUACAAAGGAUUGGAGUCGGGGCAUCGUGAUAGGGUAUCACAUGUCAUUAGGCAGAAUAAGAUUUUCUUUGUUUUCCAGUCAGCACUGAAUCCUGGUGAUCAGGAAAUGACCGAUCAUUUAGGGAAACAUGGGGAUGGUGUGAAGGACAUUGCAUUCCAAGUAGAAGACUGUAACUUCCUGGUGAAGAAAGCAAAGGAGCAGGGAGCUAUCAUUGUGAAGGAGCCAUGGAUUGAGGAGGAUGACUAUGGCAAAGUGAAGUAUGCUGUUCUGAAAACGUAUGGGGAUACAACACACACCUUUGUGGAGUACCUGGAGCCAUACCGUGGCCCCUUCCUCCCUGGAUUCGUGGAACCUCUCUUCAAGGAUCCACUCCUUUCCAAACUGCCCUCAGUCAAUCUGAAUUUCAUUGACCACAUCGUGGGAAACCAGCCAGAAGAUGAGAUGGUGCCCGUGGUAGAAUGGUACCAGAAGUGUCUAUUGUUUCACCGAUACUGGUCAGUGGAUGACAAACAAAUCCACACGAAUUACAGCUCCUUGCGCUCCAUCGUUGUGGCCAACUAUGAGGAGACGAUCAAAAUGCCCAUCAAUGAACCAGCAGCUGGAAAGAAAAAAUCCCAAAUCCAGGAGUACGUAGAUUACAAUGGUGGAUCCGGAGUGCAGCACAUUGCUCUCAACACCUCUGAUAUCAUUCAGGCCGUGAGUCACAUGGUUAUAUUUCCUCCUUCGCCCUCAGUUCAUCCAACGCAAUCAUUGCAUUUGUGUCACAGCUCUACACCUUGUUAUCUCAGAUUCUCCAGCAUCUGCAGUUCCUACUAUCUCUAUCUCAUAACUGAUUUUUUUUUGAAGGGCUUUGGGGCUGGAAACUUCAAAUCAUUGUUUGAAGCGAUUGAAUACGAUCAGGAUGCAAGAGGAAACCUCACUGUUUACACGGCCAACAGGAACGAACAGCGAUAUUACUGAAAUAACAGGCCAGCAAAUCACAGAAUUUGAUAAGAAGUUCUAUAUCUGCAUCCUCUGUAGUGAAGAACUCUUUGUGUUCGUUAGCCUUUCCUUCAUCCUACAGACUCUAGAAUGUGGUUUUUAAUUCAUUGUUCUUGUACCCAUAUCCACAAUCAGACAAAAUCAAAAUAGUGCAAGAAUUCACUAUCAGACAAUGGCUGAAUUUAAUGCAUGAAAUCACUGUAUUUAAUAAACGUGGCCACCUACCUGA
This is a messenger RNA of Rhincodon typus (whale shark), 1439 nucleotides long. It is a transcript of the gene hpda, whose product is annotated as 4-hydroxyphenylpyruvate dioxygenase a. The transcript has 12 exons. Gene Ontology annotation, cellular component: Golgi membrane; endoplasmic reticulum membrane. Gene Ontology annotation, biological process: L-tyrosine catabolic process. Gene Ontology annotation, molecular function: 4-hydroxyphenylpyruvate dioxygenase activity. The coding region runs from base 92 to 1189 and encodes 365 amino acids. NCBI's taxonomy places the organism in Eukaryota, Metazoa, Chordata, Chondrichthyes, Orectolobiformes, Rhincodontidae. The record is from RefSeq and is a predicted model, not a curated record.